GCGGCGCCCUGUACAGUGGCGAAGAAGAGCCCGGAAUCAUCAUGGCUAGUCACGUCUUGUUGAUCCGGCAAGACAUCGCGACGCCGUGGUGGUUCAUCUUGCGGGCCUUCGUCGGCGCCGCCUACGUCGGCUUCGUCGCGCUCCGUCUCCUGGCCUACCUCUGGCUCUGCCUCCCCCGCAUGCCCAAGGGCGACCUCCGCCGCCGGUACGGCGAGUGGGCCGUCGUCACCGGGCCAACGUCCGGUAUCGGCCGUGCCAUGGCGCUGGAGCUCGCGCGUCACGGCCUCAAUCUCGUGCUCGUCGGCCGUGACCCGGCCAUCCUCCGGCAGAUCUCCGACACGAUCGCGUCUCUGUCGGAGUUGAUCGUGGUGAACAAUGCAGGCGUGGCGGAGCCCGGCGCGGUGUACCUGCACGAGGCGGACGUGGAGGCGUGGGCGAGGAUGGUGCGGGUGAAUGUGUCAGCAGUGACAGAGGUGACGGCAGCGGUGUUGCCGGGGAUGGUGGCGCGGGGCAGGGGAGGCGCUGUCGUCAACAUCGGCUCAGCGGCGUCAGAGUCCAUCCCGUCCUUACCCCUAUACACCAUGUACUCCUCCACCAAACGCAGGUACGUGGCUCAGUUCUCCCGGAGCCUUCACGUCGAGUAUGCAAGUAAAGGGAUCCAUGUGCAAUGCCAGGCACCGUUCCUCGUGGACACGAGGCUGAUGUUCAGGUUCGAGGAGGCGGCGGGCGGCGUGUCGCUGUUCACGGUGACCCCGGACGCGUACGCGCGCGCGGCGGUGGCGUGGAUCGGCCGCGGCGGCGCGCUCUGCACGCCGGGCGUCCGGCACCAGCUGCUGCGGCGCAUGGCCGCCGCCGUUCCGGACUCCGUCCACGACUGGAUCCUCCUGCACUUAACCACCUGGAACAGAAAGCGUCGUUUCAGCGGAUCAGAGUGACAAGUUCUAUCGACAGAUUAUGCGAUGCUAAAGAAUUGCCAACAAAUAAAUGUGUCUUCGAAAAGUACACUUGCCGAUAUAUUGUUUGUUGCCCAUUUUAUUCACACUAGGAAGGUGGCCCGCGCGCAUACGCGGGCACUUAUAUUAUUGCAAGCUAAGAUUAUUGUUUGUUCAAAAUUUUCAUCUAAUAGAUUAAGGGCAAACUAAAGUUUGGAUAAUGUUAUUUCAUAAUAAUUUAAGGGUUCUAUUUUGCUUAA
Molecule: messenger RNA, 1192 nt
Organism: Oryza sativa Japonica Group (Japanese rice)
Lineage: Eukaryota; Viridiplantae; Streptophyta; Magnoliopsida; Poales; Poaceae
Product: very-long-chain 3-oxoacyl-CoA reductase 1
Cellular component (GO): endoplasmic reticulum
Molecular function (GO): ketoreductase activity
Source: RefSeq, a predicted model, not a curated record